ACGUGAAAAUGGCAACAGUGAGGCAAUCCCACAAAUUAUUACAAAGUUCAGUUGAGUCAGCUCAAAGAGUGGGGCGUUUUAUAGCGCGUAGAGUGGAAGAAGCUGCUAGAGUCUUGAGAGGAGAACUGAGGAGAAUAGACACUCAAGGACUAGUCAAUAACCGUGGAAGUUACAAGUAGCAAUUAAAUUAAAGUGAACUCCUACCAAACUUGAAAAUAUGGCUGGAAAUGACUAUUGUGAAGAUAUGCCUGAUUGCCCGCUGUGCAUGGAACCGUUUGGUUUGGACGACAUAAACUUCUUCCCCUGUGCGUGCAGAUACCAGGUUUGCCGGUUUUGCUGGCACAGAAUACGAACAGAUGAGAAUGGAUUGUGCCCACACUGUAGAGAGCCAUACACAGAGAAUCCUGCGGAGUACACUCCUCCCACUCAGGAGCAAAUAUCAAAGUUAAAGUCGGAGAAAAAGCAGAAAUCGACAGAACGAAAACAAAAGCUAGUGGAGAAUAGAAAAAACCUAGCAGAUGUUCGAGUGAUUCAGAGGAACCUUGUGUUUGUGGUGGGGCUUUCCCCGCGACUGGCUGAUCCUGAAACACUGAGAAAAAACGAAUAUUUUGGCAAAUACGGACGAAUCUUUAAAGUGGUCAUCAAUAAUCACACAGUGUACAACGGGACACAGGGUCCCAGUGUGAGUGCGUACGUAACCUUCAUUCGUGAUGACGACGCCUUGAAGGCAAUAUCUGCUGUAAACAACGCUUAUAUUGACGGAAGAUACCUCAAAGCCUCCUUUGGCACCACUAAGUACUGCACUACAUUCCUGAGAGGAACACAAUGCUCUAAACCAGACUGCAUGUACCUCCAUGCUCUGGGAGAUAAUGAGGCAAGCUUCACUAAAGAGGACAUGCACUUGGGUAAACACCAGGUGUACGAGCAAUCAGCACUAGCAGCUGCGAACCUUGAACCCAAGGACGUGGCUAUUGAGAGUUUGCCUCCUACAUAUAACUCUACCCCUGCUGUAGCUGUGCCUGUCGUGAAGAAAGUUCAGCCUGUUACCGUUGUUAGCCGUAGUCCCAUUGUGAUCGAUACUGGGGAGAGCUCUGCCCUACCAUCCACUGCUUCAUGGGCCACCUCUGUACCCAAACCAGCGGAAGCAGCUGUUCAUCAUGCCCCUCAUUCCAAGUCGCAUUCCAAAUCCUCAAAGCCCCGUUCCAUGCAACAUCACAGUCCCAGUGUCCAUCGACAUGGUCUCAAACAUAAAGAGAACAACUCGACAUCCGGUUCUCCAAGCCCCAAUAUGAUUGCUAUGGAACGAGAAAUCUCUAGCGGAAAUAAAGCGCAAAGGACUAACAGUACAAGCAGUAGCAGCAGCGGGGACAGUUAUAGUUUAUCUCCUAAAAGCACUAUUUCAAAAAGCUUAAGCUCUGGAAGUUUGAAUCAAUUCUCAACAUUUGAUUCACCCGAGUCUGUUUCUAGGCUGAAAUCAAACUGUGUAGAAGCUAUAGUAAAUGGUGGUCUAGUUGUGUCAGAGAGCGUUAAUACUGAUCAGAUAAUGUCGGAGAGUGAUAUGAUUGACGAAGAUUUAAACGAAGAGAUAGCUGCAUUGAGUGUAUGUGAACCCAGUGUGAUGUCAGAGGUGGACGCUGCUAUACAGCCUAAGCCUGUGACUAUGUUGGAGCAAGAACUGGCCAGAGAGGCCGAGAUGGCACUGCCAGAUACUCAGACUGAGGUAUCAGUCCCUCUAACCAGUACUGGUGUGUUGGCUGUAAACCUUCCAUGCUCGGAGUACAAGGUGGUGGAGAGGGGCGUGGCCAAUCAGGGGGUGGUCCCUAAACAUGUUGGUGGAGAUAAGAGUGAUGUCUUGAAUGUACUGUCUGGCCUUGGGUCCAAUGGUAGUGAUCACUUUGGUUCUCUGGGGGUCAGUUGGAACACUCAAGUGCCCAGUACUCUCACGAGCAAGUCAGAGGCAGCCAGCAGGGAGGAGAGCAAAGUCACAUCAUCUCAGCACGACGAUGAUCUAGGUUUUGACCCCUGGGAUGUGUCUCAGCAAGGCCUGGCUGACCUGCUGGAAACAGAGGCAGAGGAACAGAGGAGACCGCCCUCUAAACCACUCACUAAUGGUGUGAGGGAGCACUCAUUCUCAGCACUGCCUAAUAGAACUGCUAGUAAAGGUCAUCAUGACCCCUGGCAGGAUGAGUUUAGGGCACUGUUUCCAGAUGUUAAUGUCAGUUUUGGAGGUGGUCCUGGUUUUCCGAGCACGGCUACCAAAGCCAAGUCAGACAAGCCAAGCUCCUCUCUCCAUCACGCCCUCAAUGCCACCCACACCACACCCGCCUAUCAUCCCACACAACUGGCCAAUGCUCUCAACUACAGCUACAACCCCUCGACUGGGGCCACACCUCCUGCCACUACUGGUGCAAGCUCAAUGAGUGGAUUUCCUGUACGAGGAUUUCCAGCCUCAUGUACAAAGGUCGUGAGCAGUGACUGUGGGCUCCCGGGAAGUGGGCGUGGUUUCAGCGACGGGAACUGGCCUGGUUUUGGAGAUUUGGGUACUAGCGUGGACGGGAGGAAAACGGUCAAAGACACAGAGUUGAAAAACACCGUCACAUCCUCCACCACCUCCACACCUCACACUGCCUACACAUCGUCACUCCCAUCACCACCACCCGGUUUUGUUGCCAAGCCAGCCUUUGCCACCACCAGUGUGACGAGUGCGACCAGACCAGCCGUGACCAAAGUGGCUACACCCACUACUGUGCAUGGGGCUGUUGGAGGUGGGACACUGAGCAGCUCUGUCAACCACGCUCUCUGGGCCAACUCACAGAUGCAAGGGAAAGCUGCCCCACUCACAGCAGGUCAUGCGGUUCCCAACCAUCUCCUUCAGUCGUGGAACAACUUCCUCAACUUCAGUGCCCUCACACCGGCCCAACAGCAGCAGUUAGCACGAAGCAGUCAAAACUACCAACACCUACUGGCGCAACAAUACCUUCUCAUGCAAAGCCUACUAAUGCGUGGAUACCCUAUGUUACAGGCACAAGCACAAGCGCAAGCUCAGAUACAAGCCAGCAUACGAGCUCAGUUACAUCAACACGCAUUGAGACAGCAACAACAGCAGCAACAACAACAUGCUGGAAUGGCUGUAGGGACUUCAGUUUCAAGCCCUGCUACAUUACCUAAGACUGUUCCUAUGAGUGUGCCUAUUGCGAAACCUACUCAAACUUCAGUUGUUUCUACGAUUUCUACUACGAACAAUGUUGUAUCUGCGUCAGUACAAGCAACUUCCUCGUCUCCUCCACCCAACGCUACUAGUACUAGCAGUAAGGGUGCUACACAGAGCAGCAAGUCUUCGAAUCAGAGUGUGUCAACAAGUAAACCCAAACACGGACCCACAAACUCUAAAAACCAUAUCCAUCAUGCUGCUAGCUCUAAGAAUAAAACAAGCUCGACGAGCAGUAAGCCAGCUAAGAGCUCUUCUGCUGUCAACAGUGAGAGAAGGCCUAGACAAAAGAACGCUGGAAAGUGAUGCUUGACUGUGUGUGUGUGUGUGUCCUAAUGUCCUUGUAUUAUGUGUGCCGAUUUGUUUUGUGUGUAUUCCCUUGUAUGUUGUGAACAUCAUGUGAUUCUCCUCGUG
Halichondria panicea is the source of this 3622-nucleotide messenger RNA. RefSeq lists its product as uncharacterized. The record is from RefSeq and is a predicted model, not a curated record. Gene Ontology annotation, molecular function: RNA binding; ubiquitin-protein transferase activity; metal ion binding. NCBI's taxonomy places the organism in Eukaryota, Metazoa, Porifera, Demospongiae, Suberitida, Halichondriidae. The transcript is spliced from 16 exons. The coding region runs from base 218 to 3514 and encodes 1098 amino acids. Gene Ontology annotation, cellular component: CCR4-NOT complex. Gene Ontology annotation, biological process: protein ubiquitination.